AUGGGAGACCGGGGCAUGGGAGGGGACGUGGGGGGAGGAGGCAGCAACGUCUCCACGGCCGCCGCGUCGCCCGAGGGCGGCGUGUCGUUUGCGACGGCGGGCGAGGCGGCGGCGGCCAGCGGCGGCGAGGGGGAGGGGUUUCGCGAGGGGUGCGAGGACGACCUCUGCACCGACCAGAUCCUGACGCUGAUCGAGCGCGCGCUCGCCGACGAGGGCGGAGGGUGCGAGCUGUCUGCUGGGCUGGGCGAGGCGGAGGGCGGCCUUCUCGGGCGGAGCCUCUCUGCGAGCCGGCUGCUCGGCGAUGCUUCUGGCGCUGAUUUCUCGCGAGACACUCUUUUCGCGUUGCGAGACAAGAUCGCCGCCGGCACCGCGACAGCCGCAACCGCCGCUACCGCCACCGCCGCCACCGCCACCGCCACCGCCACCGUUGCUGCCACCUCCCCCGCCGCCACCAUCGCCGCCGCCGCGGCCGCUGGAGCUUCCGGCGGGGCGACCGGCGAGGGCGGCGAGGGCGUUGCGAAGGGUGUGGUCGGCGCCCCUGCGCUCGCCGGCAUCCCUUUCAUGCGGUCGGGCUGCUCGGCGGGCCUCGAGUCCCUCGAGCUGUGAGACAGAGUCAGCAAGCUUGGCCCGCCCUCGGGCGAUUUUGAUGCGAGCUGCGAUGGGGCCCUCUAGCGACAGGGCCUGACGAGGAGGAGAGUAUCGGAUCGUUUGAUCUACAUGACGCCGACCAUGAGGUUGCCGCAUGACGCCGAGACCGGCGAGAGAGACUAGGGAUGAGAGAUCAUGUGUGCACGCUGAAUCUAUCGCAGGUGAGGCGAAUUGAUUUUUGAUGUUUAUCAUGUUAGAGCUCUAAACU
Molecule: messenger RNA, 856 nt
Organism: Emiliania huxleyi CCMP1516
Lineage: Eukaryota; Haptophyta; Isochrysidales; Noelaerhabdaceae
Exons: 5
Coding region: 1-606 (201 amino acids)
Source: RefSeq, a predicted model, not a curated record